ACGAGAUGCUUGAGAUUUUGGCUGCAGUGGUGGAGGAGCCCAUUCUUAAGGACAUCCAGUCUUCUGUGGCUAUAGGGCUAGAAAUUGAUGAGAGCACGGAUGUGUUCGUGACAAGGCAGCUGGAUCUGCAUGUCAGAUAUAUGGAUGCAGAAGGCAAGCUUUAUAGUCAGUUCCUUGGCUUAGUGGCAUUGUCUGAUGGGAAGGCAAACACCAUUGUGGCAGCUCUAAAUGAAGUGCUCGUCAAAAAAAAGGUCCCUACAGAAAAGCUGUUUGGACUGGGAACAGAUGGAGCAGCAGUAAUGACUGGGAGGCUGAGUGGUGUAGCAAAGCAGAUGCAGGAUUCCUUGCCCUGGUUGCUGUCUGUUGCCUGUGCUGCUCAUCGCCUCGCCCUGGCUUGUAAGGAUGCUUCAUCUGAAGUUCCAUACAUGGGAACAUUCAGGGAUCAUCUACAAAGUCUCCACCUGUAUUUUCACAACAGCGCAAACAGAACUGCAGUUCUUAGAGCUGCUUCACAGGUCUUGGGCCUUGACAACCUGACUGUAAAGGAAGUGAAGGACACACGGUGGCUGUCUCAGCAUCUGGCAGUGAGCAAUCUACAACGCAACCUUUGCGCAGUGCUUGGUGCCUUGGCAGAAGAAGUGGACAGUAACAAAUGUCCGCUUGCAAAAGGACUGUACAGUUACUGUUGCAAAUACAGGUUCGUGGCUGCAAUAUAUCUUCAAGCAGAUGUGCUUCCCCAUCUAGCACGACUUUCAAAAAUAUUCCAAAAGGAAAACGUGAACUUCCUAGCCAUUAAAGACCAGGUUCCUGUGACGAUAGCAUGUUUGCAAGACAUCAAGGACGCAGGCAACACAAAGGCAGGUUCCUUCUUGGCUCAGCUCCAAACUGACCUAGAUGAUCCCACAAGACUAGGGGCAUUUGGUAUCCUCCCUGAGGAGGAGAGGGGGAGGAGAGGCAGAGGCCAGGAAGAGUACUCCCAAGACAUGCUUUGGCCCCGAUUCAGAUCAGAGGUUAUGGAGCCUUAUAUUGAUGCUCUUCUGGAUAGCCUGGACAGGCGAUUUCAAAACAUCGAUGUAAUGUCAGCAUUUCAUGUGCUGGGACCUCAAACCUUGACAGAGGAUGAUGCUGUCGCGACAGCUAAUGUCCUUACCCUCUCCAGGAAAUUUCUGCCACAGCAGCCAGAAAGUACACUGUUACAAGAGUGGGCGUCAUUUAAAAAACAUAUGGUGACCGGGGCUUUCAAGGAUUUGGACCAACUCAGUAUUCUGCAGAAACUCUCAGCACAAAACGAUGAAUGGGCCAACCUCUACCCAAUGGUCAGCAAACUUGCAGCCAUUGCCAUGACAGUACCAAUAUCAAGUGUUAACUGUGAAAGGGACUUCUCAAUAAUGAAUAGGGUAAAGACUGACUUGAGGAACAGGCUGCAGGGGGAUCAUCUGGCUGCAUGCCUGCAGCUCAGCAUCAGUGGGCCACCUUUGGGGGAAUUCCCCUACCACAGGGCCCUGGAGAUGUUUUGCAAGAAAUCAAGAAAAAUUAAAUGCCAAAUCCCACCCAGCAAAGUGUGUCAGUGAGAGUUUUGAAAAAAAAAUAUUAUUGUGCAAAUAAUAGUGUAUUCUUCAACACUAGUUAUUUAAAUGCAGCAGUUGCUGGAUAGGUGGAGUUCAAAGUGGAGUGUGUGUAAGUGUGUCUAAUAAAACAAUAUUAA
Molecule: messenger RNA, 1705 nt
Organism: Nothobranchius furzeri (turquoise killifish)
Lineage: Eukaryota; Metazoa; Chordata; Actinopteri; Cyprinodontiformes; Nothobranchiidae
Product: zinc finger protein 862
Molecular function (GO): protein dimerization activity
Source: RefSeq, a predicted model, not a curated record